Molecule: messenger RNA, 505 nt
Organism: Carcharodon carcharias (great white shark)
Lineage: Eukaryota; Metazoa; Chordata; Chondrichthyes; Lamniformes; Lamnidae
Gene: spx
Product: spexin hormone
Exons: 5
Coding region: 151-393 (80 amino acids)
Molecular function (GO): neuropeptide hormone activity
Source: RefSeq, a predicted model, not a curated record
ACUGCGGGUUUUUUUUGCCCCUUUCUUGUCCAGGGUCUGGGGGCUGUCACAGCUCAUGUACUCUUGCUGUUCCUUGUCUCGUCAUUCGUUGUUCAAUCCAGGAGCGCCCCACAGGAUCGCUUUCAGAGACGGAACUGGACGCCCCAGGCAAUGUUGUACUUAAAAGGAACACAGGGACGCCGAUUCAUUGCGGAUGAUGGAAACGACAGCGACCUCUUUGAAAAAAUAGAUAUUGAAACUAGGAGCCAAAACACCAACCCAUUAACCCUAUCCGAAGCAACGGCUGUGCUCCUGGCUUCCAUCAGGCAGGCACAACAAGAAGAGGAGAAUGAGGAAAGUGCACGGCAGUAUUUUUGGCAAGAGAACCCAAAUUGGAGAAAAUUACUCUUCUAAACUUUUGACACACUUCUACAAACCUGGAUUUCCCCACAUUCACCCAUUAGAUUUCAUCUAUGUGCAAUGUGACUCUGUACCAAGUGCUUACACAGAAGUAUGUUUGUAAAUU